Nannizzia gypsea CBS 118893 is the source of this 2079-nucleotide messenger RNA. RefSeq lists its product as hypothetical. The transcript has 5 exons. The coding region runs from base 1 to 2079 and encodes 692 amino acids. Gene Ontology annotation, biological process: GPI anchor biosynthetic process. NCBI's taxonomy places the organism in Eukaryota, Fungi, Ascomycota, Eurotiomycetes, Onygenales, Arthrodermataceae. The record is from RefSeq and is a predicted model, not a curated record. Gene Ontology annotation, cellular component: membrane; endoplasmic reticulum.
AUGGUGAUGAAUGAUGGCCUGCUACGGGUGUUCUGGCCAUAUGAAGUUGCGUUGUCCGAUGCGCCGGGGGUGAUAGUUGGGUGGAGGAAUUCUGAAUUCGACUUGUUUGUCGUCUCAGUGCUGGAGCAUGUUGAAGCACGCAAUGUGGAAAAUGCGCUGAGGACGGGGAUACUGUAUCGAAACAGCCCGCAUCCGAUAUCCCGCAUCUUUGGACUGUGUGGGAAGCCUGUGAUGCAUGUGCUGGGCUCUACGAACGCGGCAGAGGUGCCUACGGCGUUUACCACGUCGCAUAUACAUGCUACGACGAGUCCGUCUACGGGGGUGCCGCUGAUAUACUGUCCUCCGAACGUGAAGCUGCCGCUGCAGGUGAUCAUGUUCAACCGCCCGCGUCCCACGAAGAUGCAGUACAUGUCUCUACGCCCCAUCCCGCUGGCCCUGGGAGACAAGCACACCAGCUUUGACAAGGGCGGCGGCGGUGGAGAGACGACGCUGGAUGAGGUCGAGGUGGCCGAGAGGGACGCGCGGGCUCAGACAUCGCGACUGAUAGCCAAACGACGGCUGGUGACGGUGGUGAAGCAUGUGCCGUCGUCCAAGGAGCAAGCGCUGGCGGUGCUGAUCAACCAGAUCAACUGCUCGUUCGAGAUGGACCGGCUGCUGCAGAGCAACAUCGGGCUGAUCGGGACACGGCCCAAACGGGCUCUGAGCGUGAGCCAGCGGGUGGUCGAGUCCGCCACGACCGCCUGGGGCGUUGUGCUCUGGGGCAUCACGUACGUCGCGAUGGUGUGGAUAUACCCUAUCAUCACGCAGGGGUUUAUCGCCAUCCUGAUCGGGCACCGGGUGGUUGCUGAGGUGGUGCUGCGGAUCCUCGAAUGGCGCGCUGCCCCUGACGCGGCUGCGCUGAAGGACAUCUCGGCCACGGCGCAGCAGAUUGAUAUCCGGCUGCAGCAGUUCUGCUACUGGCCGAUCCAGUACCUGACUCUGUGCAAGCGCAAGGACGACUGGGAGAGCGUGACGAACAGCCAUCCGGACUACAUUCGGUUCUACAACAGCCUGUGGCUGGUGGCCAACGACGUGAUCAUUGGCAUUGCACUGGGCUCGUAUAUUGUUGAUAAUGCGGAUACGGUGGCCUCUGAGAUCAAUGCGGUGCUGACGGGCUGGACGGUGGACGGGCUGCAGCAGACGAUAUCGUGGCUGAUGGGCUGGCCGGCCGGGCUGAAGCUCAACAACGAGCUGGCCGUCUUCCUGGGCGACCUCUUCCUCUGGGUCAUCGCCCACUGGGCCAGUGCACUGGCAAGCCUGCGGCCGUUCCUGUCGUACGUGGUGUACAUCAUCGGGUGUGCCAGCUUCGCCGGCGCCAGCAUGUCCAUCGCGAUGUUCUCUGACCUGCUGUCGAUCUUCACCAUCCACAUCUACAGCUUCUACAUUGCGUCUGCGCGCAUCUUCAACUGGCAGCUGACGAUCAUCAUCUCGCUGUUCCACCUCUUCCGCGGCCGCAAGCGCAACAUCCUGCGCAACCGCAUCGACUCGUGCGACUACGACCUGGACCAGCUGCUGCUUGGGACGAUCCUGUUUACGCUGCUGUUCUUCCUGCUGCCGACGGUGCUGGUCUUCUACAUCACGUUUGCGUCGGCGCGGAUGGCGAUCAUCUCGCUCAAGGCCGGGCUGGACACUUGUCUGGCCUUUCUCAACCACUUUCCUUUAUUUGCGCUGAUGCUGCGACUCAAGGACUCUCGUCGACUCCCUGGUAUUUCUUCUUUCUACUUCUUCUUUAUUGCUUCUGUUCCACUGUCUCUGCGCGAGAUGUUCGACCAGUACUUCCGCCUCGGCCAGCGCAUCCGACAGCACUACAUGUCCCCGCGAGUGAUCCUGUGUCUUGCCACCGGCCAGUUCGUGCCUCCCAUCCACCGCCGCAACCUGUACAGCCUGCAGUACAGCAUGCUGCCGGCCCAGCGCGUAGGCAUUGUUGAUGUCUGGUCCCGGCUGACUGCAAAGAGCUCGACUAGUGGUGGAAGCAGCGGUGGCAGCAGCCAGUCACUGGCCUUUGUCGCCUUUGUCACCUUCACCUUUGAAGACCUGUGA